AUGGCGCGCACGGCCCCUGUGGAGCCCCCGCUGCGGCAUCCCGCGCCCCCCUCGCCGGUCGCGGGAGAGCCCCGCGCCUCGGUUGAGGCGGCGGUGGCCCCGCGGAGGGUGCUAUUCGCUGACGAGGCCCUGGGACUACCGCUGGCGCAGCUGCGCCGCUACCGGCCGUGGGGCGGGCCCGGGGCGGGCAAGAUGGCGGCGGCGGCCGGGCAAGAUGGCGGCGGCGACGGGGCUGACGAGGACGACGAUGGCGAGGAUGGGGAUGAAGGGGCAGAGGAAGAGGAAACCUGCCCUGAGCCCUCGCCGCUCUGCCCCGUUCCCGCUGGCGGGGGGUUUUACCUGGUGCCCACAUUUUCUUUGCCGCCCGCGCCGGGUCGUCUUGAGCGUUUGGGGCGUGUGAUGGUGGAGCUGGAGGCGCUACUGCCACCUCCUGGAGCGGUCCCCGGGGGUGCCGGGGUGUGGGUGCCUGGGGGGCGCCCGCCGGUGGUGCGCGGGUUGGUACGCGUGCUGAACCGCUCCUUCGAGAAGGCGGUGCACGUGCGAGCCUCACACGACGGCUGGGCUUCCUUCUGUGACCACCCUGCGCGCUAUGUCCCGCGCAGCCCACCUGGGGCAGGAGCGGGAGGAACAGGAGCAGGAGAUCCCAUCCUGGAUCCUGGGCUCGGCCUGGGCUCUGGCCAGGCAUCUGCCUCCUCGCCCGACGACGGUGGCCGCACUGACCGCUUUGCCUUCCAGCUGCCCUUUGCUGAGGGCGCGGGCGAUGGGGCGCGCCUCGACUUCGUGGUGCGCUAUGAGACCCCUGAGGGCACUUUCUGGGCCAACAACCAUGGCCGCAACUACACAGUCCUGCUUCGGAUCGCACCCGCUCCCACAUCCACUGAUGCCGAAGGGCUGCCCCAGCAGCAGCAGCAGCAGCAGCAGCUGCAGCAGUUGGAGCCACAGCCUGAGUGCCAGGGUCCGGUGGAGGCUGAGGCCAGGCAGCUGAAGAGCUGCAUGAAGCCAGUGAGGCGCAGGCCUCUUGAGGAAGAGCUGAGGAUGAAGAGCAUGGCUGAUUAUGCCCCUGUCAUGGAACAUCCUGAUGUCCAAGAAUCACUGGGUCCCCUGGUGGCCCCUACUCCUCUCCGUCCAUGGCCCCAAAUGACACUUCAGGUUUCUGAAGUUACAGUGACCAGUGACCCUCAAGAAGAAGGUGACACCCCUAGAAGCAGUCCACUUGUGGCUUUUACAGAGGUGCCCCAGGCACCGGCCAUCAGGAUUCCCCCAUCUACCUGUGGCCUGGGUGGCCCCCCCAGGGACCAGGCCUCAGGGCCCGAUGCAAGUGAGGGGGCCACUGGGCCCUUCAUGGAACCCAGCCAUCAGCAGGUGGAGGCCACAUGGGAAAGUGGAGGGGGACGAAAGGACCCCAUGGUGGGGGCUAUUAUGUAUGAGCCUGGUGGGGGUCUGGAGAUCGUGAGUGGGUUGGAGGAGCUACUUGGCGAAGACACCAUUGACCAGGAGCUGGAACAGCUCUACCUGUCUCACCUGAGCCGCUUGCGGGCUGCUGUGGCUGCAGGGGGUGGUGGGGAGGGCUCUGCAGAUGGGGGACUGUCCCCCAGCCAUCCCCUGGGCAUACUCACGGACCGUGACCUGAUCUUGAAGUGGCCUGGCCCUGAGCGGGCCCUGAACAGUGCCCUGGCCGAAGAGAUCACACUGCACUAUGCACGCCUGGGGCGUGGUGUAGAGCUCAUCAAGGACACUGAGGACCCUGAUGAUGAGGGGGAAGGUGAAGAGGGGCUUUCCAUCACUCCUUCUAGUCCUGAAGGAGACAGCCCCAAGGAGUCACCUCCAGAAAUCCUCUCUGGGGCUCGCUCUGUGGUAGCUACUAUGGGAGAGGUGUGGCUCCCAUGGGCUGAGGGCUCUGGAUGUGACAGCUCCAUGGUUCUGGGAACACAGGGUCAGUUUUCUGAGAAUCCAGAGAAAGGGAUGGGCAAGGACAUCAACUCUUUGCACAUGAAUAGGGUUCUUGUUGGUGUGACCAGGUCCCCAGGUGAGGCUGGGACAGAAGCCCGGAUGGAGGUUACUGCUGAGUGGGCAGGCAACUUGGUAUCUAUGCCUGAUAAGGAGCCAGCUGUACCAGUUCUUCGGGAGCAGAAUCCUGCUCUCCUUGAUCCCAUGGGGACUGAAGUCUGCCUUUCUAGUGUAGCCAACCCUCACAUGAUUUCCCAGGAUGAAGAAAGUGCAGGUCCAAAUCUUGAGCCCCCAAAGAGGUCUCCUACCCUAGCAGCCCCUGCAGAAUGUGUGUGUGGAUUGGCUCCUCAGCUCCGGGGGCCCUUAACCCAAACUCUGGGAGUCCUGGCUGGGCUGGUGGUGGUCCCUGUGGCUUUGAACAGUGGUGUGUCCCUUCUGGUGCUUGCACUGUGCCUCUCCCUGGCCUGGUUCUCAUAGGGACUGCCUAUAGGUUCGGCAAUAGCGGGCUUUCUGUUCUCUGGGGUCUGGGGAGGGGCAAGACCUCUGUCACCCCGAGAGAGUUGAGAUGAGAUCUGUGGCCAGUGUAGAGAGGGACUUUGGUCCUUUGCUUCUGAGAGUGCUUGACUCGGAGAGAGGCUUUCUCAUCACCAAACUCUCUAGUCAGCACUGGGCUCCCUGUAGUGGUACCUGUGGAGAGGAACAGAAUGGUGGAUGAUGUGAGAACUUUUAGAAUGGAACCAGGCAUGCCCCCCACCCCCAAGCCUGUAUUUAUUUUUGUAUAAUUCUCUGGAUGAGGGAGAGUGGUCAUGAGCUGGUCUUGGGGCACAAUUACCCAGAGAUAUAUUUAUUAACAGCCAACCUGUGCAACCUGCUGGAGCUUUAUUUUUAAUUUAAUUUAUAUAGAGUACCUAUUAUUAUAUGCCACAAUAGAGCUCUAUGAGAAAUGAUGUGUCUUGUUGUGCCGGUCUCCUGUUUCGGCCUGAGUGUGCAGGGUGGUCAUGUUCUGGGGGAUGACCAUGGUGGGGCAUGGGAGUGGCCGUGGUCAUGCCUCCUGCUGCCUCUUCAAUGUGUCCUUGAGGAUCUGUAUCUCCUCACCUUGUGGUCCUAAUACAUGUGGUCGUUUGGUCUUUGCAUAUUCUGCCCAUGGGAGCCUGCCUCUAUAUAUAUGGGUGGUUGUGGUGGGAACCAGAGAGGAAAAGUGUUGGCUACAUGAAGUUUUGGUGUUAGUCAUGUGGCUGCAGUGAUGGCUCUGGUCAACUGUGGAUAUUGUAACAUGGGUUAUGAGUUGGCCACAAGGUUUUGAGGUUAUGGAAAAAAAGUAGCUUUUGAUACCAGCAGGGAGAUCCCUCAACCCUCAAGAUGGCAAAAACCUCAGAAAGGAAUUAAUGUACUGUGAAAAAUUUGUAUCAGAUUUGUUGUCCACAGACAUUGCAUUUCUACUCCAAACAGGAAACUCAGAAGCUUUAAAAGAAAGGAUAGAUACAUUUAUUGCAUGCAAAUAAAAACUCUUGGCAUAGCAAAAUAAAACACCAUAUAUUUAUUUACUUCCCUUUACAGCAAAA
This is a messenger RNA of Nannospalax galili (Upper Galilee mountains blind mole rat), 3509 nucleotides long. RefSeq names its product protein phosphatase 1 regulatory subunit 3F (gene Ppp1r3f). Gene Ontology annotation, cellular component: protein phosphatase type 1 complex. Gene Ontology annotation, molecular function: glycogen binding; protein phosphatase 1 binding. The coding region runs from base 1 to 2424 and encodes 807 amino acids. The record is from RefSeq and is a predicted model, not a curated record. Gene Ontology annotation, biological process: regulation of glycogen biosynthetic process. Lineage: Eukaryota; Metazoa; Chordata; Mammalia; Rodentia; Spalacidae. The transcript is spliced from 4 exons.